Molecule: messenger RNA, 663 nt
Organism: Triticum turgidum subsp. durum (durum wheat)
Lineage: Eukaryota; Viridiplantae; Streptophyta; Magnoliopsida; Poales; Poaceae
Source: the annotation of a GenBank genome assembly
AUGGCGUCGGAGGAGGAUGUGGCGGUGAAGGAGCCGCUGGAUCUCAUACGGCUCAGCCUCGACGAGCGCAUCUACGUCAAGCUCCGCUCCGACCGCGAGCUCCGCGGCAAGCUCCAUAUGAGCCAGGACAAGGCCGCCGGCGACAAGGCCGCGGCGGAGCCCAAGAGGCAGACGCCGCGGCUCAACGAGCGGAUCCUCUCCUCCCUCUCCCGGAGGUCCGUCGCCGCCCACCCGUGGCACGACCUCGAGAUCGGCCCCGGCGCUCCGGCGGUGUUCAACGUGGUGGUGGAGAUCACCAAGGGGAGCAAGGUCAAGUACGAGCUCGACAAGAAGACCGGGAUGAUCAAGGUUGACCGGAUCCUCUACUCGUCCGUGGUGUACCCUCACAACUACGGCUUCGUCCCACGCACCCUCUGCGAGGAUAACGACCCCAUCGAUGUCCUCGUCCUCAUGCAGGGAGAGAAGGAUGACAAGAUCAUAGCCGUCUGCGCCGACGACCCCGAGUACCACAACCUGAACCAUCUCAGCGAGCUCUCUCCUCAUCGCCUCCAGGAGAUCCGCCGCUUCUUCGAAGAUUACAAGAAGAAUGAGAACAAGGAGGUCGCUGUCAACGACUUCCUCCCCGCCGAUGAUGCUCGUGCUGCCAUCCAACACUCCAUGUAA